UUUUGAAAAAUGGAUGAGUAUGGAAUUGAAGAGUUGUAUAAUGGAGUUAUAAAUGAUGUUAUCAAUCAAGUACGUCCAGCAUUUUCUGAUGAUGGCGUUGAUAUUGAAAUUUUGCGACAUUUGAAGAAGGCGUGGGAAGAGAGGCUUCAAACUGCUAAUGGUUUUUAAAUAAAUUUUUUUCGUUAUAAUAAAAUUUUUAUAGAAUGGUCAGGAUGUAGUGCGUCAGAGUCUAAGGUAAAAAAAUAAAAAUUGGGGAUCAAAACGCUGAAAUACCAAACUGGAACUUGGACUCGUAAGUUUUUUCCAAUAACGGGUAAAGGUGUUCCAAAGGAUG
This is a messenger RNA of Meloidogyne enterolobii, 334 nucleotides long. The record is from the annotation of a GenBank genome assembly. NCBI's taxonomy places the organism in Eukaryota, Metazoa, Nematoda, Chromadorea, Rhabditida, Meloidogynidae.